Messenger RNA from Pleurotus ostreatus (oyster mushroom), 609 nucleotides. RefSeq lists its product as uncharacterized. The record is from RefSeq and is a predicted model, not a curated record. Lineage: Eukaryota; Fungi; Basidiomycota; Agaricomycetes; Agaricales; Pleurotaceae. The coding region runs from base 1 to 609 and encodes 202 amino acids. The transcript has 4 exons.
AUGUCCAGCAUCGAGAUGCAAGACUUGUCGCGCCGCCACGACGAGAAGAAAUCUGCAGACGUCUCCCUUGGUAUUUCAAGCGUCUCCGAGGACUCGACUAUCAACCUCUGGGCUGUCGUCGCGGCCACUCUAACUUUGAUCCUAUCGCUUUGUCUGACAAUAUUCCCCCGCCUGCUACGAUUUCUUUCGGAGACAGGCACUGAGGAACACGCGAGAGUAGCCCUAUCACCUCUAGAAUCAUUCCUUGCACUCCAUUUCGGAGUACUACUAGCAGCUAUAGCAGCGGCACUAGUAUUGAACAUGCCUUCGUCGAAUCCAAUUACCACUCGGGACGGAGGCAACAGUCAUCCUCUCCUCAUGCCACUGUCCUUCGCGUGUAGCCUCAGUGCUUUCUUGGCUUAUAACACGAAGAACGUCGGCUCGUUAUCCACGCUUGUUUGGAUCCUUUCCGCUACCAUUGGGGGAUGGGGCAUUUGGACCAUGCUGUUUGCGACUUCAUCUCUUGUGUCCAAGAAGACCGGCGCUGAUAAAAGGACCUCUGCGUUUCUGUUUGGAAACAAGAAUGCUGCAUCUGUACAGAAGAAGUCAUGGAAGAGAGAACAACGGUGA